This is a messenger RNA of Periophthalmus magnuspinnatus, 1225 nucleotides long. It is a transcript of the gene esd, whose product is annotated as esterase D/formylglutathione hydrolase. Bases 115 to 957 code for a protein of 280 amino acids. The transcript is spliced from 9 exons. Gene Ontology annotation, cellular component: cytosol. Gene Ontology annotation, molecular function: S-formylglutathione hydrolase activity. Gene Ontology annotation, biological process: formaldehyde catabolic process. Lineage: Eukaryota; Metazoa; Chordata; Actinopteri; Gobiiformes; Gobiidae. The record is from RefSeq and is a predicted model, not a curated record.
CACGUCGCCUGUGCGUCUUGACGUCUGUGGACUUUGUCCUCUCCCACGCCGUGAAUCCUGCAGCUGGAAGAGCGUCCAAACUGGUCUAAAUAACGUCACUUGACAAGAUCCGAGAUGAAGGAAGUGUCCUCAAACAAAUGUGCCGGGGGGUUCCAGAAGGUCUUUGAGCACGAGAGCUCCGAGCUCAGGUGUAAGAUGAGGUUUGCCGUGUUCCUUCCUCCAAAGGCGGAAACAGAGAAGUGCCCCGUGCUCUACUGGCUCUCAGGACUGACCUGCACAGAGCUGAACUUCAUCACUAAAGCUGGAUCUCAGCUCGGAGCGGCCGAACACGGACUCAUCCUCGUGGCUCCAGACACCAGCCCCCGAGGGUGUAACAUCGAGGGGGAGGACAAGAGCUGGGACUUUGGGACCGGAGCAGGUUUUUACGUCGAUGCCACUGAGGAGCCGUGGAAGACCAACUACCGCAUGUACUCUUACAUCACCGAGGAGCUGCCGAAGCUAAUCAACGCUAACUUCCCCACGGACCCUGAGCGCAUGUCCGUGUUCGGGCACUCGAUGGGGGGGCACGGGGCGCUCAUCUGUGCCCUGAAGAACCCGGGAAAAUACAAGUCCGUGUCUGCGUUCGCGCCCAUCUGUAACCCCAUGCAGUGUCCGUGGGGUCAGAAGGCCUUCUCUGGAUACCUGGGCCCCGAGCGCUCCACCUGGGAGGCGUACGAUGCGACGGUGUUGGCGUCCUCGUACAGCGGUCCUCAGUUGGACGUUCUGAUCGAUCAGGGCAAAGACGAUGAGUUUUUGUCGGCGUCUCAGCUGCUUCCUGAUAAUCUCAUCACCGUCUGCUCCGAGAAGAAGAUCCCUGUGGUCUUCAGACUUCAGCCGGGCUACGACCACAGCUACUUCUUCAUCUACUCCUUUAUGAACGACCACAUCAAGCACCACGCCAAGUUCCUCAACGCCUGAGCUCACAACGCCACGUCUGGACCGGGGUCUGGACCGGGGUCUGGACCGGGGUCUGGACCGGGGUCUGGACCGGGGUCUGGACCGGGGUCUGGACCGGGGUCUGGACCGGGGUCUUCCUGUGACUCCAGAGUUCAAGUGCGUAGGACGGUUUGUGAAGAAAAGUUGAUAAAAACUCAAUUAUUUCUACGUUUGUCACCAAAAUUCCACUGAAACGAAGGUUCAGACUCUGGAAAAUGCGUCGCUUUGCAUAAAAUGUUAUUUUCACUAC